Molecule: messenger RNA, 1437 nt
Organism: Sceloporus undulatus (fence lizard)
Lineage: Eukaryota; Metazoa; Chordata; Lepidosauria; Squamata; Phrynosomatidae
Product: claudin-4-like
Exons: 2
Coding region: 152-796 (214 amino acids)
Biological process (GO): cell adhesion; bicellular tight junction assembly
Cellular component (GO): plasma membrane; bicellular tight junction
Molecular function (GO): structural molecule activity
Source: RefSeq, a predicted model, not a curated record
UGGGAAAGGCCGGGAGGGGGGAGAUAUACAUAUAUAUAGCCCGGUCCCUAUGGAGCCUGGCAUCAUUCAUCUGUUCUCCGGGAGUCUUGGCUGCUGAGCUGCACCUGCCCUCUUCGGCUCCGCUUUUACAGGACUGUCCUCACUAGAAGCCAUGGUGUCUGCUGGUUUCCAGAUUAUGGGCAUGGCCCUAUCGGUGCUGGGCUGGAUUGGAGCAAUCAUUACCUGUGCUCUGCCCAUGUGGAAAGUCACAGCUUUUAUUGGUACCAAUAUUGUGACUGCUCAGAUCACCUGGGAGGGGCUGUGGAUGAACUGUGUGGUGCAGAGCACAGGCCAGAUGCAAUGCAAAGUCUAUGAUUCCAUGCUGGCCUUGCCCCAAGAUAUCCAAACAGCUCGGGCACUGAUGGUCAUCUCUGUUCUCAUAGCUCUCCUGGCCUUGAUGGUUGGCAUUGCGGGGGCCAAGUGCACCAACUGCGUGGAGGAUGAGGAUACCAAGGCACGUAUCAUGAUUGUCUCUGGUGCUGUCUUUUUGGCCUCUGGGAUCCUCUGCCUCAUCCCUGUGUGCUGGUCAGCCAACACCAUCAUCCGUGAAUUCUACAGCCCAUUGGUGGGUGAGAUGCAAAAGAGAGAGCUGGGAGCAUCCCUCUACAUUGGUUGGGCAUCCGCGGCCUUGCUCCUCCUUGGAGGGUCACUGCUGUGCUGCAAUUGCCCCAAGAAAGACGGCAACAACUACAGUGCCCGGUACACCGCAGCUGCCUCUCAACCCAGAAGCGAUUACCCCAGCAAGAACUAUGUCUAGGAAGAACAUAUUGAUAGCGUCCGGAAAACUCAAUGAUGUUGGGUCUCCUUGGAUUGGAAGAAGGAGAAGGACUGCAUUCCUUCUGGGACUCUACAAUGAGUGUCCCUACUGAAAACCAAACAUCCUGGUCCAAGACGACCCAACAUUUUUGUCCCAUCAGUAUUCUUUCCCCAUUCCCCAUUGUUACAAUAUUCAUUGUAUAGGCGUGCCCUACAGACAUCAGAACUCUCCUUCUGGAUAACAUACGACUUCUGAUCAGUGUGUUCUUCUUGAUGUAGAUAGAUGUGGUUCUGGAUCUUGAAAAUCCUCUUUCCAUGCUGUUUAUAAUUUUUUAAUUCUUGUCCCCUCCCCCAAAUGUUCACCAAGGGACUCCCAACUGCCAAAAAUACCCUGAAGACCUAUUCCUGUUCAAUAGGAUCUUUCGUCAGGAUAAGGGUGGAAGUCAGUAACCGAAACUGGUGUAAUGAAAGCUGUGAUAUGUUGUACCAUAUUAUUUUUUAAUGAAUGGGGUUUAGUCCUAUUGUUUUUAUUGUUUUGCUAACAUGUAUUGUGAUUGUUGCUAACUUGUAUGCAUUUCAUAUUGAAUGCCAGUUUUUCUUUUUUAAAAAAAAAUAUGACCUGAAUAAAAAUAAUGCUUUUGU